Messenger RNA from Beauveria bassiana ARSEF 2860, 1737 nucleotides. RefSeq names its product FAD binding domain-containing protein. The coding region runs from base 1 to 1737 and encodes 578 amino acids. The record is from RefSeq and is a predicted model, not a curated record. Gene Ontology annotation, molecular function: oxidoreductase activity; FAD binding. NCBI's taxonomy places the organism in Eukaryota, Fungi, Ascomycota, Sordariomycetes, Hypocreales, Cordycipitaceae. The transcript has 6 exons.
AUGAUUAUCACCCGCGUUCUACUUGCUCUGCUCUUUGGCUCCAGCAGCCUGGCAGCAGAUUGCAAGAGCUAUCGUGUCGACAGAGCCAAACUUGCAGAACUUGGAGAGGCGGUUGAGAACCGCGUCGCCACAGAGAAAGCCCCCGGUGAGGUUUGCCACAACGGCGACAGUGGUGCUUGUGACGCUCUGAAGAAAAAGUUCAAGACACAUGAGUUUCACUCCCAGCAUCCCAUCUCCGUGGCAUGGAACCAAUACACCAACGAUACGUGCUUGCCCGAUCCCGCGGCUCCCUGCAGCAACGAUGGCUACCCUCUGCAUGUCGUCAAUGCUUCGACCGCCGAGCAUGUGCAGCGGGUCGUCGAAUUUGCUCGUGAGAAUGCCGUCGCUCUAAACAUCAAAAACACUGGCCAUGACUACCACGGUCGUUCUAAUGCGCCCUACGCGAUCUCGCUUUGGACUCACAGCAUCAAUAGCCUCGUCCGCAACCCCACAUCAUUCCAGCCAAAAGGUUGCGACGAGGCUUUCACUGGAUCCUCGAUUACCGCUGGGGCAGGUGUGCAGAUGGGCCGUAUUUACGAAUUCCUUGAGCCUCUUGGCGAAACUGUCAUCGGAGGAACUAGUACAAGCGUCGGACUGGCUGGAUAUGUCAUGGGCGGCGGACAUUCCAUCAUCUCAGGCAAGUACGGUCUGGCUGCAGAUAACGUACUGGAGUUCGAGGUAGUGCUCCCAAAUGGUGAGAUUGUUCACGCCAAUGAAUGCCAAAAUGACGACCUCUUCUGGGCUCUGCGUGGUGGCGGUGGAUCAACUUAUGGCAUUGUCACCUCCAUCACGACCAAAACUGUGCCCACGCCGAAAAUCACGGCCUCGACGUUUACAUUCUUCAUCAACCCCGACGAUCCGCAGGCCCUCAAUGUGACGAGUUUCUUUAUCAGCAAGCUUCCCAAUAUGGUCGAACAGGAUGCCAACGGUUACUUGACUAGCCUUCACAAGUCACCACAUCCUCUGAAGCCGAAUCCCGCGGGCCCCUUUUUCACUGGCAUUCUCGGAUCCAUGGUGCUCGUCGACAGCGAGGACCAAGAGAAACUUGAGAAUAUGCUACGAGACGUGGAGGAGGAAGCCAAGGAAAAGUUCCCAGCAGUCGAGCUCAAGAUUAUCCAGACAACAGUCUACGACUCUCUGCUCCAAUAUCUUACAGCUUUUUCGAGAUUCCUUCCUAACAAUGCAGGCAGCAACAUGCACAUUGACUCGAAGCUCGUGAGCGCCGACAUGCUGCGCAAUGAAGAAGUUGUACAUGAAGUCAAUCAGCGUGCAGUUUCUCGUGGCCCCUCCUCUACCAUGGGCAUGCUUGUUGUUGGUGGCAAAGGUCUGCGCGACGCCCAACCCGUCGGCGGCAGCAAUGCGGUCCACCCAAGCUGGAGGAAGACAGUUGCAUCAGUCUUUGUCACCGAGAACUUUGCUCCAUUGAAUGCCGAAGCCCGUCAUAAUGCUAUAAGCAGCCUCCAAAAGACACUCGAGCCGUUUGUUAACCUGGACCCAAGCAUGGGAAGCUACAGCAAUGAAGCUCUCGCCGGUUCGAACUGGAAGAUGGAAUUUUGGGGCGACAACUAUGAUAAACUGGUAGAGAUUAAGAGGAAGUAUGAUCCUGAGGAUCUUCUAUGGUGCCACCCUUGCGUUGGUAAUGAGAGGUGGGAGCGACAGAGUGACGGUCUAGUUUGCAAGGUCACUGAAGAAGUGUGA